UCCUUCGUCAACAUGGCGCCGAUGUUGGUACCGCUGAAAUGCGGCUUUCACUUUCAAAGACGAAAAUUAGCGCUUCUUCUUCGACAGACGAGCUCAUAUCACCUUUGGAAUAAAAGCCACGGUGGAAACGGGACCGACCACAAACGCCAGAGUACAUAUGCGUUGAGUUCCCCACCACACUUAAGAACAGCUACAUGGAGCACAAACAGGAGCGAAAACUGUCGUCGGAUUUUAGAGGCAGCAAAACAUUUGCAGGUCACAGACAAACGGACAUGUUGGCACGGACAUGCAGGAGGAGGGCUAAGCGCAGAUCCAAAGAAUGUGCUGAAGGAGGUGAAUUCAGCCAAGAUCUUGUCAGCAAUGCUGUCUUACGUAUGGCCAAAGGACAGACCAGACCUGCGGGCCCGUGUUGCCAUUUCUCUGGGCUUGCUUGCUGGAGCCAAGAUGACCAAUGUGAUGGUGCCCUUCAUGUUUAAGUAUGCAGUGGACGAGCUUAACCAGAUGUCGGGACACAUGCUGAACCUGAAUGACGCGCCAAGCACUGUGGCUACCAUGGCAACGGCCGUACUGAUUGGCUAUGGCGCGUCGCGGGCUUGUGCGGCUCUCUUCAAUGAGCUGAGGAACACUGUGUUCGGCAAGGUGGCCCAGAGCUCCAUCCGACGCAUCGCCAAGAAUGUCUUCCUCCACUUGCACAAUCUGGAUCUGGGUUUCCAUCUCAGCCGCCAGACAGGGGCGCUGUCCAAGGCCAUUGACCGCGGAACAAGGGGCAUCUCCUUCGUCCUCAGUGCGCUCGUCUUUAAUCUAGGACCCACGGUCUUCGAGAUGGCCCUCGUCAGUGCCAUUUUGUAUUACAAGUGUGGUGGACAGUUUGCAGCAGUGGCCUUGGGUACCUUAUCAGCGUACACCGCUUUCACCAUUCUCAUCACUCAGUGGAGAACUCGUUUCCGGAUAGAAAUGAACAAAGCAGACAACGAAGCAGGCAACGCAGCCAUUGAUUCCCUGCUUAAUUAUGAGACUGUUAAGUACUUCAACAAUGAGAAAUACGAAGCUGAAAGGUAUGAUGGAUUCCUGAAGAUUUAUGAGUCAUCCUCCUUAAAAACCACAUCCACGCUCGCCAUGCUCAACUUUGGCCAGAGUGCCAUCUUCAGUGUCGGCCUCACUGCCAUCAUGUUGCUGGCCAGCAAGGGCAUUGCAGCAGGUACGAUGACCGUGGGAGACCUGGUGAUGGUGAAUGGCCUGCUCUUCCAGCUCUCCCUCCCUCUAAACUUCCUGGGCACAGUGUACAGAGAGACCAGGCAGGCUCUCAUAGACAUGAACACACUUUUCACGCUGCUCAGCGUCGACACCAGAAUCAAGGAGAAGGAUCUCGCCCCGCCUUUAGCCAUCACACCGCAGGAGGCCACCAUCCGCUUCGAGGACGUGUAUUUUGAAUACCUGGAGGGCCAGAAAGUCUUAAACGGAGUGUCCUUCGACGUGCCUGCUGGGAAGAAGGUGGCCAUAGUUGGUGGCAGCGGGUCAGGGAAGAGCACCAUUGUGCGGCUGUUGUUCCGCUUCUAUGAGCCCCAGCGGGGGAACAUCUACAUAGCGGGGCAGAAUAUCCGAGACGUCAGCCUUGACAGCCUGAGGAAGGCUUUGGGGGUUGUACCUCAGGAUGCCGUUCUGUUCCACAACACCAUCUUCUACAACCUGCAGUACGGGAACAUCAACGCUACACCAGAGGAGGUGUACCAAGUGGCACGUCUAGCAGGCAUCCAUGAUGCUAUCCUCAGGAUGCCCCAUGGCUAUGACACCCAGGUUGGGGAGCGGGGCCUGAAGCUGUCAGGAGGGGAGAAGCAACGUGUCGCCAUCGCCCGCGCAAUACUAAAGCAUCCACCCAUCCUCCUGUAUGACGAAGCAACAUCCUCCCUCGACUCUAUAACAGAAGAGAACAUCCUGAGUUCAAUGAGGGACAUGGUGAAGGACAGGACAUCAGUGUUCAUUGCCCACAGGCUUUCAACAAUUGUAGACGCAGACGAGAUUAUAGUGCUCAAUGAGGGUAAAGUGGCAGAGCGCGGCAACCACCACACCCUCCUCAGCACUCCAGGCAGCUUGUACGCAGACCUGUGGAACACCCAGAACAGCAAAAUCCUGAACAACAGCAAGAGCUCGCCCGAGCCGCCGGCUGAGCGCCUGUCCCAGAAGGAGGAGGAGAGGAGAAAAUUGCAGGAGGAGAUCCUCAACAGUGUGAAGGGCUGUGGGAACUGCUCCUGUUGAGAGAAGCUGCCACCUCCAUGUCUCUUCAUCCAUCACAGAUGGCCUACGCUGGAAUCCCUGGUCUGUGCAGCAUUGGGGAAGGGGGGGGGGGGGGGGGGGGGGUACAUCCCCACAACCCACUUCCACUCUUGCCAAGCCUCCACCCAUGUGACUGUCCCUCCUCCUCCUCCUCCUCCUCCUCCUCAUGUGAAUAAAGGCCACUACUCGCCAAAGUGAAGGAGGAGGAGCAGAACAGGGAGCAAGUGUGUUUAGCACUGGCUGGUGUCCAGAGAUAGAGCUUCUAUGCCAGUUGCUUCAGCUGAAGCCAAGCAUAAGAGACCUUGUAUAUCACAUACGUGUAUGCAAGACAUCUGUUAGUCAACAUGGCUGCCCCCCUCCUCCUCAUUUUUGACAUCAGGUUUAUUGACAUCUUCCAUUGCACUGGAAAACAGAUGAGAGUACACGUAAUGACUCACAAAUGCCUUGAUGUGGACACAAAAAUUUAUAUUGAUUACAUUUUUAAAUUAUUUUCCAAACAAACUCAA
Messenger RNA from Toxotes jaculatrix (banded archerfish), 2777 nucleotides. RefSeq names its product ATP-binding cassette, sub-family B (MDR/TAP), member 7 (gene abcb7). The transcript is spliced from 16 exons. Gene Ontology annotation, molecular function: ABC-type transporter activity; ATP hydrolysis activity; ATP binding. Gene Ontology annotation, biological process: intracellular iron ion homeostasis; transmembrane transport. The coding region runs from base 13 to 2253 and encodes 746 amino acids. The record is from RefSeq and is a predicted model, not a curated record. NCBI's taxonomy places the organism in Eukaryota, Metazoa, Chordata, Actinopteri, Toxotidae. Gene Ontology annotation, cellular component: mitochondrial inner membrane.